UUUGCUAAAGGUCCUUCGUGUGUCACAAGCGUUCCGCUAUUUACAUGCGCCGUUUGAUGCAGGUGGUCGAUCCACUGCAUAAGGCUGGAGCUUUCUGUGCAAGCAUGCGAAAUCGGCGGUUUUAUUAGAGCACGUAUCCUUUCGCACGAGGUACAAUUAAGCUCGCCUCCCAUGGAGAGCAAAGCUAGCGGAAGGCGGUGAAAGUUUACGCUAAGUUGUGAACAACACGUGGCUGAAGCGAAGAGUUACAUGCUGAUCUCAUAUUGUGGCACUAACACGCACCACUCGUACGGGACGAACAGGGAUCCAUUAGGCCACGCCGAGCACUAAAGAAGUCUCUGAUUAUUUUUCAGGUGCUUCACUGUUCGCAUAGAAUCCACGUGGCUUUGUUUGGCACCACCGCAGCAGCAACGUCGGAAUUUCUCGCGAAAACGGCUAAUUUAUUUCCUGGCCGGCACGGUUGCGUGUAGAUUCCGCUGCUCUAAACGAUGCAGGAGAUGAAGUGCAUGUGGCCGGGUAUCACGCGCAUAGAUCCCCGACACACCUCAUUCAACAUCUAUAGUGUAGCUAUAUCGCGCAAGUCGUGCAUAAAAUCUACGCCCAGCGUCUUUCUGUGCAUCAAAAGAGCGGUCUAUUCAAUGCCAUUCCAGAGUGCGCAUGAUUGAACUCAUCUUGAGCGCACGUAGUACCCGAUCGAUCGCCUAGCCCAUAGCUAUGCCUAGCCACACGUGCGCUGGCUGCAUAUUUGGCACACUCCAUUAACUACACAAAUACUCGCACAAGACGUUGACCCGUAGAUGAGAAUGCACAUAAGAUACAAUCCCGACAAGCAAACUCUCGUAUGAAAAAAAAAAAGAAAGAUGCAUACUCACGCACACGUUGACUUCGGUCUCUUCGGUUUGGCAAGCAAGGCUGUCGUCGAUGGCGAUGGCGCAAAUUCCGGGGCGAUAGGAGAGAGGAUUUGGAGGAACCGACGCUCUUUUAUAGUCCCGAAAUUCCUUAAGCAUCACUGUGCGCCACCUCUCAAAUCACCAGUGCAAAAGUACAUUGUUAUUUCAUGAAUUACGGCACAUGAUACGCAAUAAAAACAAGCGUACCGGGAAGCGCGUUCAAGUUGCGCGGGUCGCACCAGAAUCACUGAAUGACAAAAACGAAAAAAUAAAUUGUAUAUUAAUGUUUGUAUUAAUCCGAUCCGCAAUCCAGCUUUCUAUGGCUGUAGAGUGUACUAGUGGCAGGUGGUGCAGGUGAAUCGAACGCACUUUUGACACGUUCGAUUCACCUGCAUUAACAGUUCACUAGUUUCAGCGGUGCAGCAAUGGCGCCUUCUGAACACCCUAUGUGAAACACACCGUUCGUUUCAAAAUGUACAGGAAAGCUGCAGGGCUGGUUCGCGAUUUUGCUGCACCCUUUCUACUGUCAAUGCCGACUUGGUGCAGUCGUGAAGUUACAGUGUCCUUGAAUGUACCUUAUAUACUAAUACACUGCGGUACAGGUGCGAAGCAGCAGUGCAGCAGACGACACAGCACACAUGAGCAAGCGCCGUUAAAACCCAGCUUACGGGUAUCUGCCGGGUAUCUGCAAGUGCGGGUAUAUUAACGUCUCUGAAGUCGAUUACACCGGCAGUUCAAGACCUAUUUAACGCACACCGUGCACAUUAGUCGGACAAAACACAACGCCUGCACCGGGUCUGCACCUUGGCAUUCGAGCGGGCCUUUAAAAAAAAUCCGUUCGAUUCGAUUCGGCUCAUGCUUUCGCUGGUCGGCUGCCCCUUGCUGUGACUGACUGUCCCACUGCUCUGCUGCUGUCCACGCUUUCGCCUCGCCGUCGUCUUGCGUUUUUCGGAACGGGCUACAGCGUUGCGGUUUCGGCAUCUGACUCAUCCCUCUCGCUCAUCAUGCCGUCCAAGUGGAGGAAAUGUCGAGCCGUAAGAAAGGAAUACAACAAGAUAAUGAAUGAGCUAGGACUCGCGCCGCGUAAUGCUGGGCCUUCCUCGUCCAACAACGAAGGUGCAAGCUUCACCUCUGCAGACAGUUCUCGCGUAGAGCGACUUUCGCCUCUGAAGCCGGGAACCAGCAGACAAUCGCGAAGUUCACUUUCCACGGAUGACGGUGGUGAGCCUCCGUUCAAACGGUUGAACGAGCGGUCGAGUAGCGAAGCCUUUGUCGACGACGUCUGCAGACAAGAAGCUCCUUGUGUCGACGAAUUCCAAUCGGAGAGUGCGGGUACGUCCUCAUGUGAGCAAAGCGACUCUGAUAGCAGCUCAAGUGACAAAGGAGGUCCCCAAGGAAGCGAAUCGAGUGAUGAGUCAGAUGACUUUGUUGCUUCAGACAGCUGCACUGGGCCAGAUGAGGGAAUAGCCUUCACUUGUAGUCCAACGCUCACUCAUGUACUUUCUGAACAACUGUCGGCAAGUGAAGAGUUUGCUGUAAUUGCUUCCAAACAUAAUAUGACGCAUGCGUGCAUUAACGAUGUCCUCGAUUUCUGCCGGCGAAGAGGCAUCUCCGACCUUCCAAAAGAUGCUAGGACAGUUUUGAAAACUGAGCGCAAAGCACAGGUGGAGCAAAAUGGGUCAUUCGUGCACUUUGGUCUUGCAGAAGGAAUUCGUCAAGUGUUGCAGCCGGGGCAAGUAGUUCCAAGUGAACUGAAGCUACAGGGCAACAUUGACGGAGUCCCUCUUUACAAAAGUAGCCAGCUCGCCUUUUGGCCCAUUUUGUGCCGCAUAACAAAUGUGGAGGCAUCACCGCCAUUUGUUGUCAGUGUGUACUGUGGUGCAGGGAAGCCGCCAUGUCUGCAGGAUUAUCUAGAGCCAUUUUUGCAAGAGGUCUCCGACCUAAUCUCUGAGGGGAUAAGCAUAGGAGAUGUUCAUGUUCGGGUGAGCAUUGGAGCCAUGGUUUGCGAUGCUCCUGCAAGGAGCUAUGUCAAAUGUAUUGUUGGCCACACUGGCUAUUAUGCGUGCGAGCGAUGCAACCAAAAAGGGCAGCACCUUGAGAACAGGGUGACAUUUCCCAGACUUCAUGCAGCUGCACGGACGAAUGCAUCAUUUCGAUCUCAAGAGAACAAGCACCACCAUUCUGGUGUUUCACCAUUCCUUUCCCUUGACGUCGACAUGAUUGCAUUCUUCCCAUCUGAAUACAUGCAUCUCGUUUGCCUGGGAGUCAUGCGACGACUUUUAAGGAAUUGGGUAUGCCAAGGCCACAGUAACAGACUGAGCAGACUGUAUCGCAAUCAACUGAAUGAAAGCCUGCGAGAGGCAUCCAAGGCCUUUCCAACAUGUUUCCAGCGGAAACCAAGGGGUACAGAAGAGCUUGAUCGGUGGAAGGCAACAGAGUUUCGGACAUUCCUCCUUUAUGUGGGGCCUGUUGUCCUAAAGCCUCUUCUGCCUGCUUCUCAGUACAAGCAUUUUGUAAUGUUUCAUGUGGCGGUCAGAAUUUUAGCAUCGCCUCAGCACUACCGUGAGUACAAUGUUUUUGCCAAAGAUUUGCUAAGGUAUUUUGUUCAGGAGCUUAGUGAGCUAUACGGGAAAAAACAGCUCGUGUACAAUGUACACUCACUAAUUCAUCUUGCUGACCAGUGCCUAGACCAUGGCCCUUUAGAUGAGUUUAGUGCAUUCCCUUUCGAAAGCUACCUUGGACGAAUUAAAAAGUUGCUGCGAUCUUCCAACAAGCCACUUUCGCAGCUAAGUAGGAGAAUUUCUGAACUGAGGCACUCAUCCAGGAACCAAGUCAAGCAGAAACUGCAACAUGUGAAGCCUGGAGACUGCUUCCUGAUUGACAGUACUCCUGUGGUGGUUCUGGAGAUAAUGGCAGACCACUUCAAGGGUGGGAUUUUGCCAAAUGCCAGGGACUUUUUCAAACUUCCACUGAAGUCGUCUCAGUUGAAUAUCUGGCGCUGCAAUACGUUGAGUAACGAGAGAAAGGUCUGGCAUCUUGAUGACCUUCGGAACACAGCUCGGUGCCUGAGGCUAAACUACAAGCAAGGACAUGUUGUUAUUCCUCUUUUGCACUUUCACUGAAGCUGUCAGUGGCCGUUGGGCUUGUAGUGACCCAAACUGCCUUAGUCAGCCGUCCAACUGCCACAUAGCAUGCCGUUCAAACACUUACGGCAAGCAUGCUGAUAGCUGUACAACCAGGACACAUUGCAUGUCAAUUCUCCAAGGUGCUACACCAGCUGUCAUUCACGCUUCUGCUGUGUUUUCACCGCAUCAGGCUCACACUGCCAUGCCUCUUCAGAAGUCACUGCUCACACUGGGGCGCAUCACAACCUCCAUGACUUAGUUACCGAGUGGCGCAGCAGAGCGUCUGAGCCAUCCAGUUCCCCUGCAUCACGGAUACCACCUGAGCCUGCACCUAGCUUUCUGAAACUUCAGUUGUGCCUUUGAUAUCUCCACUUUCUACGUGUUGAAGUGCACUUCAUCUGGAACAAGUUGCAGCACGGAAGACUAAACGGCCCUCUUCAGGGCCACCCAAACUAUAUGACUGGCAGGGACGUGGUAACUCCCAUCUCUGCCUUCGUACACCCUCUAGAAAAUUAGCAUGUGGUUACGUUUGUGUGUGUUUGAAUAAAAUAUCAUUGAAUAUCUUGGUAAGUGCUUCUGAAAGAAAAAUUAUACAGAACAGUUCUUUUCGAGAAUACACAGAAGGAAAGAGCAAGAGAGUAAACAAACCAUCUAUUUAGUAAUCACAAAUAAUGCCACUAUGGAUGAAGGGAAACAAAAACAAAACAAAAAAAACUUGGCAACAUGAACAAGAAACCAGAGGGUUCCACAUUUUCUGUGAUCAUGACUAACAGACCAAAAUGACAAAUGUAAAGUCAUUGUUGCACUUCAUUCCACAAGCAGUGAGUGCCUGUUAAGCUAUGCUGUAGACAGGUUCUGCGUUCCAGUGAUAAGUGCCCUGUUUGUGCUAGCUUAAUAUGUUCUCAAAACUGACGGGAAUUAAUUUCUGUAAUUGGCAUGUUUUAAAUAGAGCUGCUUUGUUUUAGAAACGAAACCAGCAUAAAAUUCAGGAGGAUAGAAACAAAAGAAGUGACAGAACAAGAGUUAGACUUGGAGAUUUUAGUUUAUCUUCACAAUUCCCAACAUGGCAUUUUUGGCACACAAGAGUUAGGUAGCUCAAAAGGCUGAUAUAAGUGUGGGAAAGUUCG
Messenger RNA from Dermacentor silvarum, 5142 nucleotides. RefSeq lists its product as uncharacterized. The record is from RefSeq and is a predicted model, not a curated record. Lineage: Eukaryota; Metazoa; Arthropoda; Arachnida; Ixodida; Ixodidae. The transcript has a single exon. The coding region runs from base 1895 to 4012 and encodes 705 amino acids.